Molecule: messenger RNA, 3128 nt
Organism: Lepus europaeus (European hare)
Lineage: Eukaryota; Metazoa; Chordata; Mammalia; Lagomorpha; Leporidae
Gene: TRPV2
Product: transient receptor potential cation channel subfamily V member 2
Exons: 15
Coding region: 360-2648 (762 amino acids)
Biological process (GO): calcium ion import across plasma membrane
Cellular component (GO): membrane
Molecular function (GO): calcium channel activity; protein binding
Source: RefSeq, a predicted model, not a curated record
AACACCGAGGCGCCACAAUCCGCUAGCUCCGAGCAGGGCGGGGAGGUGCUUGCGGCUCCUCCACUGUCAGCGCCCGCCGCCCCUCCCAGCCUCACUUCCUCCCGCAGUCCUCGUUGCCGGAGAGGCUCCCGGAGCCCCGUGAUCCGCGCAGGGCCCGGCCGGCUGCCUCGCCCUGGACUCAGCCUGGAUGUAAAUCGGUGGGCAAUUCCCGGGACGUCCUAAGGGGCUUGGGCCCCAAGCCUGACUGGCCCCAGCCGCCAGGCCCACCCGGACCUGGGAGCUGGGAGGAAGGAGGGACCCCUCUCGGCUCCAUCUGUACAAGAGGUUCCAGCUGCCCAGAGCGACCUCCUUGCCUUGGGAUGACCUCACCCUCCAGCCCUCCAGCUUUCCGGCUGGAGACGUCAGAUGGAGGCCAAGAUGGUACUGAAGUGGACAAGGUGCAGCUGGGCUAUGGGGCGGGGCCGCCUCCCAUGGAGUCACCGUUCCAGGGCGAGGACCACAACUUCCCUCCUCAGAUCAAAGUGAACCUCAACUACAGAAAGGGUGCAGGUGCCAGCCAGCCAGACCCGAAUCGCUUUGACCGUGACCGGCUCUUCAACGUGGUUGCCCGGGGCGACCCCGAGGAUCUGGCCGGGCUACUAGAGUAUCUACGACGGACCAGCAAGUACCUCACCGACUCAGAGUACACAGAGGGCUCCACGGGGAAGACGUGCCUGAUGAAGGCAGUGCUGAAUCUUCGGGAUGGGGUGAACGCCUGCAUCCAGCCGCUGCUGGAGAUUGACAGGGACUCUGGCAAUCCCCGGCCCCUGGUGAACGCCCAGUGCACGGAUGAGUACUACCGAGGCCACAGCGCCCUGCACAUUGCCAUCGAGAAGAGGAGCCUGCAGUGCGUGAAGCUCCUGGUGGAGAACGGAGCCAAUGUGCACGCCAAGGCCUGUGGGCACUUCUUCCAGAAGAACCAAGACACCUGCUUCUAUUUUGGCGAGCUGCCCCUUUCUCUGGCCGCAUGCACCAAGCAGUGGGACGUGGUGAGCUACCUCCUGGAAAACCCGCACCAGCCCGCCAGCCUGCAGGCCCAGGACUCCCUGGGCAACACGGUACUGCACGCCCUGGUGAUGAUCGCCGACGACUCGGCCGAGAACAGCGCCCUGGUGGUCCGCAUGUACGACGGGCUGCUGCAGGUGGGGGCCCGCCUCUGCCCUACCGUGCAGCUGGAAGCCAUCCCCAACCUCGAGGGCCUCACACCCCUGAAGCUGGCCGCCAAGGAGGGCAAAAUCGAGAUUUUCAGGCACAUCUUGCAGCGGGAGUUCUCGGCACCGUGCCAGUCCCUUUCUCGAAAGUUCACCGAGUGGUGCUACGGGCCCGUCCGGGUGUCGCUGUACGACUUGUCCUCUGUGGACAGCUGGGAGGAGAACUCCGUGUUGGAGAUCAUCGCCUUUCAUUCCAGGAGCCCGCACCGCCACCGCAUGGUAGUUUUGGAACCUCUCAACAAGCUGCUGCAGGCGAAAUGGGAUCGGCUCAUCCCCAGGUUCUUCUUCAACUUCCUGUGUUACCUGGUCUACAUGCUCAUCUUCACCGCCGUGGCCUACCACCAGCCAGCCCUGGAGAAGCAGGGCUUCCCACCCUUGAAAGCCACUGCCGGGAACUCCAUGCUGCUUCUGGGCCACAUCCUGAUCCUGCUCGGGGGGGUCUACCUCCUCCUGGGACAGCUCUGGUAUUUCUGGCGCCGCCGCCUGUUCAUCUGGAUCUCCUUCAUGGACAGCUACUUUGAAAUCCUCUUCCUGCUCCAAGCCCUGCUCACGGUGCUGUCCCAAGUGCUGUGCUUCCUGGCCAUCGAUUGGUACCUGCCCCUGCUGGUGUCCUCGCUGGUGCUGGGCUGGCUGAACCUGCUGUACUACACACGUGGCUUCCAGCACACCGGCAUGUACAGCGUCAUGAUCCAGAAGGUCAUCCUGCGGGACCUGCUCCGCUUCCUUCUGGUCUACUUAGUCUUCCUUUUCGGCUUUGCUGUAGCCCUGGUGAGCCUGAGCCGGGAGGCCCAGAACUCUAGGAGCCCCGCAGGCCCCAACGCCACAGAGGUGGCCCAGCCUGGCGUGGGGCAGGAGGAUGAGGCACGCCCUUACCGCAGCAUCCUGGACGCCUCCUUGGAGCUCUUCAAGUUCACCAUAGGCAUGGGCGAGCUGGCCUUCCAGGAGCAGCUGCGCUUCCGCGGGAUGGUGCUGCUGCUGCUGCUGGCCUACGUGCUGCUCACCUACGUGCUGCUGCUCAACAUGCUCAUCGCCCUCAUGAGCGAGACCGUCAACAGCGUCGCCACCGACAGCUGGAGCAUCUGGAAGCUACAGAAAGCUAUCUCUGUCCUGGAGAUGGAGAACGGCUACUGGUGGUGCAGGAGGAAGAAGCAGCGGGCAGGCGUGAUGCUGACAGUGGGCACCAGGCCGGACGGCAGCCCUGAUGAGCGCUGGUGCUUUAGGGUGGAAGAAAUGAACUGGGCUACGUGGGAGCAGACGCUGCCGAGGACCCUGUGUGAGGAGCCAUCUGGGGCAGCAGCGCCUGGCGUGACGAAGAACCCCACUCUGGCCUCGCAGCGCGGGGAGGACAGUGCCUCGGAGGAAGGCCAUCUGCCCCUUCAGCUGCUCCAGUCCCGCUGAUGGCCCAGGCCAGCCGGAGGUCGGCAGGACCCAGAGGGAAUCUCUCCGGCCGCACCUCCUGAUCCUGGAGCCCCAGUGAACCUGGGCCGCAAAUAUAAACUUAUUUUUUUUUCACAACUGUGCCUUCUUGGAAACCUCAUUUGAACCCGGGGUGCUUGGGACCCUCAGGCUGGUGACGUCUGCAUGUCUGUGUCUGGGGCUAGGGUCCUCCCACCUCGCCUGGACACAGAGACCCUCAGCCGCCAGCCCCUGCCUCCUGCCCUCUUCCUAGGGGGCUGGCGCAGGUGCUGAGCGCGCCGUCAUGGCCGGGUCUGAUCUUGCCGUCUGCUAACUGUGGAAGCCACCUCCACGUUGUCUCCCAGACCUACUGCCUUCCUUGCAGUAGGUCUAGUUGAGGCGCCGGGCCUACUGCUCACUGUCCACCCCUCCAAGCCAUUCUCUUGCCUAAGACCCAAGACAAACAAGACCUCCCUCACCACC